Molecule: messenger RNA, 2262 nt
Organism: Suillus subalutaceus
Lineage: Eukaryota; Fungi; Basidiomycota; Agaricomycetes; Boletales; Suillaceae
Exons: 8
Coding region: 1-2262 (753 amino acids)
Source: RefSeq, a predicted model, not a curated record
AUGGCUGCGCAGCUAUUAAAACACAACGACUCCCCUCCAUUCGCGGACCACAAGGAUUUGCACAAGGUCAUUGACGCUACACAGCUUGGCAAUGUCCCUUGGCAAUGUCUCUCAGUUCAAUACGCGGGGGAACACCCUGAGCACGAUACUCCUCCGUGGAUGGGCAAAGAAUAUGAAGUUUGGUACAGAGACCCCCGCAUGAUGGCACACAACAUGUUGGCCAAUACCACCUACAAGGGUGAGAUUGACUAUGCGCCAUUUCGAGAGUAUGAUUCGUCGGACAAUACACGCCGAUGGAAAGACUUUAUGUCUGGAGAUUGGGCAUGGCAACAAGCCGACGAGAUAUCGAAGGAUCCGAACACGCAUGGAUCAAUGUUCGUCCCAAUAAUCCUUGGGAGUGACAAGACCACCGUAUCUGUGGGCACGGGUAAUAACGAAUAUUACCCCUUGUAUGCCUCGAUCGGCAAUGUGCACAACAAUGUGCGACGCGCUCAUCGCGAUGCUCUCGUUAUCAUUGGUUUCCUCUCUAUACCAAAAACUACUAGGAAAUAUGCUCACGACGAUUCGUUUCGUCUAUUUCGCCGCCAGCUUUUUCACUGCUCGCUAUCCGCGAUUCUAUCCACCCUGAAGCCUGCGAUGACCGAGUACGAGGUCCUGCGUUGCGCAGACGGUCAUUUUCGACGCAUCAUAUUUGGCCUAGGACCUUACAUAGCUGACUAUGAGGAGCAACUGGUGCUAUCUUGCACCGUCAAAAACUGGUGCCCGAAAUGUCUUGCACAUCGUGGUGACCUGGAUGGCAGCGGUAAUCUCCCACGCACUCGAGAGCAUACAGAUCUCCUCGUAUCUGAACAUAUAGACUCAGAUACAUUGUGGCAUGAAUUUGGUAUCGUUAGCGUUCUCGUCCCAUUCACAAAUGAUUUCCCCCGAGCCGACAUUCAUAAAUUGAUAUCCUUCGAUCUCCUCCACCAGCUAGUCAAAGGCGCUUUCAAGGAUCAUCUUGUGGACUGGGUCUUAAAGUAUCUCAAACUCACGCAUGGGACCAAACGAGGAGAAGAGAUCAUGAGUGACAUAGAUCGCAGAAUUGCUGCUGUGGCAUCAUUCACUGGGCUACGGCGAUUUCCCGACGGCCGUGGCUUCAAACAGUGGACGGGUAACGAUUCCAAGGCCCUCAUGAAGGUUUUCCUUCCGGCUAUUGAAGGCCAUGUACCUCAAGACAUGGUGCGCGCAUUUCGUGCUCUUUUAGAGUUUUCCUCUCUGGUUCAACUCAAUGAUGCGCUCACUCGGUUCCACCACUACCGCAAGAUAUUCGAAACCACAGGCACAGUCCCUCACUUCUCGUUACCUCAUCAACACUCGAUGACUCACUAUGUGGACAUGAUCCGACUGUUUGGUGCCCCAAACGGAUUAUGUUCGUCGAUCACAGAAUCCAAGCACAUCAAGGCGGUCAAGGAACCUUGGCGGUGGUCUAACAAGCACAACGCCCUGGGUCAAAUGCUAUUGACCAAUCAACGGCUUGAUAAACUUGCAGCAUCUCGCCUGGACUUUGCUGCUCGUGGGAUGCUUGUCGGCUCUGUGUUAUCAAGAGCUGUGGCCGCUCUCAAACGAAAACGGGCACGGACUGUAAUGGAGCUAGCAGAUGAGGUCAAUGUACCUCACCUGCGACGCCUUAUCCGUUACUUUCUGUUCUCUCAACUCCACCCUAACGAUCCCCGCAGCCCCGAGGAUGUCCCCGCUGCUAGCUGUCCUCGGCAUGAUGGCAGGCUUUAUGUCUUUAAUUCUGCAGCUGCGACUUUCUAUGCCCCGAGCGAUCCCAGUGGCAUUGGCGGCAUGCGACGUGAACAGAUACGAGCUUGUCCACUCUGGCGGAAUGUCGCUGCCCGUAAUGAUUGUGUGUUUGUCAAUGCCAAUCCAGACCUUGAAGGGAUGAGAGGGCUCGAAGUCGCAAGAGUCAAAUGUUUCUUUUCUUUCAAGUUUAAUUGGGUCACAUAUCCAUGUGCCCUCGUUCAGUGGUUCGACAAGGUUGGCGACUGUGCGGACGAGGAUACCGGCAUGUGGAUAGUACGUCCAACUGUUCAUGACGAUGGCACCCCAAACUUCGCCGUCAUCCAUAUUGACACAAUUUACCGCGCAGCCCACUUGAUCCCUGUCUAUGGUCCCGACUUCAUUGCUGACAACAUCGAGUAUUUUCACUCCUAUGAUGCUUUUCGCUCAUUCUAUAUUAAUAAAUUUGCUGAUCACCAUGCAUUUGAGAUCGCGUCGUGA